UUUUUUCUGCGUUUCGUACGAAGAACGAAUCAAUUACGUAGACGAUCAAAACAUCUGUUGAGUAUCAAUUGACUUAAUUGAGUGAGGAAAGUUCUAUUCAUGAAAAGAACAUAUUCGAUUUUUGACAAGUUCAUUUCGAGCUAUCAUUACUGAACUUGAGGGGUACGUGACUGAAGAGGGAACCUUUCGAGGUGGUAAAUCGCUUUUCGACUCACAUUAUUUUCAUCAUGUAGGGAGUUGUGAGUAGUGCAAAACUCCAAGUUGUUAUCAACAUGUCUAUUCGUGUAGGUGUUAAUUAUCAUGCAAUAGUCACGACGACAAUAUCGGGUUAUAAUACUCAUGGUACAAGAACAAAUCAUGAAAUGGCAUAUGGAAAUGUAUUUGAAACAGUGGAUCCAUUAUUUGAACAACAAAUUAAUACACAUUUUAUGGGGAUUGCAUCAUAUUUAGAAGAACACGUUGGUACGUUGUCUCAAGUACCAUUGAUGAUUUUGUACAAAUCAUCUGUACUAUUAGAAGAUGAACAUUAUGCACAAGUAUUACAGUUUUCAUGGGAACUUUUACUCAAUAAAGAUGAAGUACUAGCUGCAUGUGCUGCCACGAUUGUCAUUUUGGCAGCAGCACGUACUGACCAUGUAGUUGAUAAAUUGUUUCAUAAUGAAAUGUAUAAUGCGUCUGCUAUUGUUCGAUAUAAUGUCAUAUUAAAAUUUCAAACGUUAUGGCGUUUCCAUUAUCAAUUUUGGAUUCCAGCUUCUAUUUUGGCAAUAUAA
This is a messenger RNA of Didymodactylos carnosus, 770 nucleotides long. Lineage: Eukaryota; Metazoa; Rotifera; Eurotatoria; Philodinida; Philodinidae. The record is from the annotation of a GenBank genome assembly.